UCGAGAUCUACUUCUCCCAAGCGUCAACAUGGCAACACCCGCCCCCCCUCAGCCGCCGCUGCGAAUUGGCACCCGCAGGUCCAAUCUCGCCAUGGUCCAGGCCGAGCAGAUCCGCAACAGCCUACAGAAGAUCGCGCCGGAUCGCUCCUUUGAGAUCGAGGCGCUGCGCACUCUCGGGGACAAGGACCAGACCAAGGCGCUCUACAACUUUGACGCCAAGAGCCUGUGGACGGCCGAACUGGAGGACAUGCUCGUCUCGGGGCAAUUGGAUCUCAUCGUACAUUGUCUCAAAGACAUGCCCACCACUCUGCCCGACUCGUGCGAAUUAGGCGCUAUUCCUAUGCGUGAUGAUCCGCGCGAUGCUCUGGUCGUCAAGGCUGGCUUGCCAUAUACCAGCUUACAGACGCUGCCCGAAGGCGCUGUCGUUGGUACCUCGUCGGUGCGGCGCUCUGCGCAGCUUCGCCGUCUGUACCCUCAUCUUCGCUUUGCCAACCUGCGUGGCAACGUGGAGACACGUCUGGCCAAGGUGGACAGUGCCGAGGGCGAGUACGCCUGCAUGGUCAUGUCUGCGGCCGGCCUCCAGCGCAUCGGGCUCACGCACCGCAUCAGUCAGUACCUGGGUUCCAAGGACGGCGGUAUCUUGCAUGCAGUCGGCCAGGGAGCGCUCGGCCUGGAGAUCCGCAAGGGCGACGUCAAGACGCGGGAGUUGCUGAACCAGCUCGUCGACCGGCCUUCGACUCUGGCUUGUCUUGCCGAACGGAGUCUUAUGCGCACUCUGGAAGGCGGCUGCAGCGUCCCAAUUGGCGUCGAGACGGAGUGGCUUGGCGAUUCCAAGGACCGACUCAGGAUGAGGGCAAUAGUCGUCAGCCUUGAUGGUUCCCGAAGCGUUGAAGAUGUCAUUGAUGCAAAAGUGCAGACCGAUAAUGAAGCCGCAGAAUUUGGCCAGGCACUCGCUGCAAAGUUGCUCGAGGCCGGGGCUGAUGCAAUUCUAAAGGAUAUCAAUGCUAAUAGGCCGGCCAAAAACUGAAGAUAGACCUACCGCUUCUCAAUACAACAUGGACGGCAGAAAAUAAGUCCA
Amorphotheca resinae ATCC 22711 is the source of this 1078-nucleotide messenger RNA. RefSeq lists its product as hypothetical. Gene Ontology annotation, biological process: heme biosynthetic process. NCBI's taxonomy places the organism in Eukaryota, Fungi, Ascomycota, Leotiomycetes, Helotiales, Amorphothecaceae. Gene Ontology annotation, molecular function: hydroxymethylbilane synthase activity. The transcript has 2 exons. The record is from RefSeq and is a predicted model, not a curated record. Gene Ontology annotation, cellular component: cytoplasm. The coding region runs from base 29 to 1027 and encodes 332 amino acids.